Messenger RNA from Didymodactylos carnosus, 602 nucleotides. The record is from the annotation of a GenBank genome assembly. Lineage: Eukaryota; Metazoa; Rotifera; Eurotatoria; Philodinida; Philodinidae.
AUGAACAUUCUGGAUUUAGCUGAUAAAACAUGUUUAAUGUCAGCUUGCAAUAAACAGCAAAAGAACGUAAUCCAACUUCUGCUAGAAACGGGCAGCGCCAACCCAAACAAUCUUGACAUUAUUCAGUUACUGGUUAAUGACGGUGCACAGAACACCAAGGAUAUAGACGGACGUAGUCCUUUGAUGAAAGCUGCUAUCGAUGAUUGGUCAUCAAUUGUUGAAUAUUUAAUUAGUCAGACAAACAUAUGUUCAACAAGUGAGUGUAUCGAAGCGUUAGAAUUAUUAGGUGUAGCUCGCUGCACUCGAGAUCUACAAACUGAAGCAUUUCAUUACUUAUUUCGUGCAAUGAAGAUGAGAUUUGAGGAUCAGUCAGCACCACCGAUUCAUAAAAUGGUACUAGCUCCAGUAGAAGCGUAUGCAAAUCACGUAGAAUGUCAGACGAUUGAUGAACUUGAACGGUUAGGGCAUAAUCUUGAUGCAUUACGUAUGGAAACACUUGUCGUUGUGGAAAGACUGUUGGGCACAAAAAGUGCCGUCCUUUACGAUGGUCUUCAUAAAAUAGGUCAUUUUUAUCUUAUUGAGGUUAAGUACGAUCGAUGCAU